Molecule: messenger RNA, 634 nt
Organism: Symbiodinium necroappetens
Lineage: Eukaryota; Dinophyceae; Suessiales; Symbiodiniaceae
Source: the annotation of a GenBank genome assembly
AUGGCGACACCGCUGGACAUCCGCCUCGGCCUGACCAAGCCGGAGGAUACGGCAUUCAGGCUCCGCUGGGGAAUCCUCGGUUGCGGCCCCAUCUCCUCCGACUGGUGCAAGUGCCUCAAGGAGGUACCUGGAGCUGUACUGCAGUCUUGCGCGGCGAGGGAUGCCGAGAAAGCAGGAAAGUUUGCCGCAAGCCACGGUGUGGAGCAGGUGGCAUCAGACUACCAAGCACUUGUGAACUCUCCUGAUGUGGACAUCGUGUACAUCGGCACAAUCACCCCUCUGCACAAGGAGCAGGUGCUGAUGGCGAUUUCUGCUGGCAAGCACGUGCUUUGCGAGAAGCCUUUGGCCACGACUGCAGCGGAUGCGGAAGAGCUCUACAAAGCAGCCGAGGCCAAAGGUGUCGCUCUAAUCGAAGGAAUGUGGACGCGCUACUUCCCAGCGGUGGAACAUGCUCGCACAGCCAUCGAACUAGGAAUCAUUGGUGAAGUGCGGAUGGUGCAGGCCGACUUUCCCGAGAUCUGUUAUGCAGUGCAGUAUGCCCCGCUCUUUUUCGGCACAGCCGCGCCAACAGCGGUGGUGUCGGCGGGAACUGGCAGCACGGGCGGCGGAGCCGUGAUCCACUACGACAGCCGAG